AUGGCGGCAUCGGCGGCGUGGUCGUCGACGAGGAGGUGGAGGGGUAGUGGCGCGCGGUGGCCUUGCUGCUCAGUGAGUGAGGAUGUGAUGGAGGAGGAGCGGCCCUUGAGGUGGUGCAGUGGAGGUGGAGAGCAGCUCGGCUUCCUCCCCAUCCUCUCUCCACCACCUAGUCCUACCGCCUCCCCGCUCCACCGCCGCGACGAGCGACCGCGCGUGGCAAUGGCCGACGAGCACUUCUUCCCCGGCCCCGGCGACUUCCCGUCCGGCCUCGGCGCCGCGCCCUUCUUCGGCGCCUCCUACUCCUACGCGCCGCCGCCGGGGCUCGACGCCGCCGCCGCGAUGCAGGGGUUCGGGCUGGCGUGGGCCGACCUGCAGCUGCCCGACUCCUCCGGCACCGCGCACUUCGACUCGGCGCUGAGCUCCCUCGUCUCGUCCCCGGCGCACGACGGCAGCGGCUGCGGCUACGGCGGCGACGACGUGGCCAUCGGCGACCUCAUCGGGCGCCUCGGCAGCAUCUGCGGCGGCGCCGCGGCAAGCGCCAGCAACUCCUGCUACAGCACGCCGCUCAGCUCCCCGCCCCGCGCCGCCGCGCCGUCGCCGGCCUUCCGGGGCUGCUGCGGCUACCCCGGUGGCGCCGCCACCGCGGCCCUCGAGGCGUCCGGCGCCGGCGGCAGGCUGUCCCGGGUCGCCAGCAGCAAGUCGCUCGGCGCCGGGGCCGGGACGCCGGCAUCCGGGAGCCCCGAGGCGGAGGCGAGCCGCCCCGAGAUGGUGCCGAUGGGCAGCGGCAGCACCGGAACGCGGGACCGGGACCCAGCGCCGCCGGCGAAGAAGCGCAAGGCCUCGGGGAAGGGCAAGGCAACCUCUUCGGCCAAGGGCGGCGAAGGCAAAGAUGGCGAUGACGCCGACACCGCGGCGGUGAAGGAGCCGGCCAAGGACUACAUCCACGUACGGGCGCGGCGGGGGCAGGCGACGGACAGCCACAGCCUGGCGGAGAGGGUGCGGCGGGAGAGGAUCAGCGAGAGGAUGAAGAUGCUGCAGUCCCUCGUGCCAGGCUGCAACAAGAUCACGGGGAAGGCGCUGAUGCUGGACGAGAUCAUCAACUACGUCCAGUCGCUGCAGCGCCAGGUCGAGUUCCUGUCGAUGAAGCUGGCGACGAUGAACCCCGAGCUGGACGCGGACGCGCGCUACCAGGCGGCCGCGGCGCUGUUGGCGCCGCCCCCCACCGCGUUCCCCUCCUCCUACGACCCGUCGUCGUUCGUCGCGACCGCCCACCCGGCGCAGCUGGCGGACUCGUGCGCCGGCGCCUUCCGCCCCGGCUGGGCGGCGCAGCUGGACGACCUCCGCAGCGUCGCCGGCGCCGCGCGCCACGACCACAGCCCGGCCGCCGCCGCCGCGCACGGGCACGGCCUGCACGCGCCGCCGUCGCCGCCGGCGCGCGACAGUUUCCUCCACGGCAAGUGA
Molecule: messenger RNA, 1461 nt
Organism: Panicum hallii
Lineage: Eukaryota; Viridiplantae; Streptophyta; Magnoliopsida; Poales; Poaceae
Product: transcription factor bHLH62-like
Exons: 5
Coding region: 1-1461 (486 amino acids)
Biological process (GO): regulation of DNA-templated transcription
Cellular component (GO): nucleus
Molecular function (GO): DNA-binding transcription factor activity; protein dimerization activity
Source: RefSeq, a predicted model, not a curated record